Messenger RNA from Cyclopterus lumpus (lumpfish), 2762 nucleotides. RefSeq names its product differentially expressed in FDCP 8 homolog (gene def8). NCBI's taxonomy places the organism in Eukaryota, Metazoa, Chordata, Actinopteri, Perciformes, Cyclopteridae. The record is from RefSeq and is a predicted model, not a curated record.
AUGGCGUUUAAUGAGAAACUUGCUUUCCGACAACCCCGCCUAAAUCCCUUUGAUCGUGGAGAUGAAGAAGAUGGUCUCCAAGGAGGCAAGACACCCCCACUGCACGAAUCAAGACCUGAGCUGUUCCCUGGGACCAGAAACCACAGUUCGACCCGGACUAUGGACCUUGGUCUAGCUGAGGAUCACUUCUCAAGGCCUAUGGGUUUGAUUGUGGCUCCCGACAUUGAACAGCUGAAAAUGGCCAUAGAAGAGUGUAAGAAGCUGAUUCUGGAACUGCCGGAACACUCUGAGAGACAAAAGGACACUGUAGUGAAACUUAUCCACCUUCGUCUCAAACUACAGGAACUUAAGGACCCUGGGGAGGAUGAGCCUAAUCUUAGAAUCCUACUGGAGCACCGCUUUUCCAAGGAAAAGAGCAAGAGCGUGAAACAGACCUGUGACAAGUGUAGCACUAUCAUCUGGGGCCUUAUCCAGACUUGGUAUACCUGCACAGGUUGCUAUUAUCGUUGCCAUAGUAAGUGUAUGAACUUGAUCACCAAGCCCUGUGUCAGGUCAAAGGUCAGCCACCAGUCGGAGUUCGAGCUCAGCAUCUGCCCUGAGAUUGGACUAGACCGACAAGACUACCGCUGUGCAGAAUGUCGCACACCUAUUUCACUAAGGGGCGUGCCAAGUGAAGCCAGACAGUGUGACUACACAGGCCAGUAUUACUGCAGCACAUGCCACUGGAAUGACACGGCCAUCGUCCCAGCCCGUGUCAUCCACAACUGGGAGUUUGAAUCACGCAAGGUUUGUCGCUCCUCAAUGCGCUACCUGGCUCUGAUGAUCUCACGACCUGUGCUGAAGCUAAAAGAAAUCAACCCGCUGCUAUUCAACUUUGUGGAGGAACUGGUCGAGAUCAGGAAACUCCGUCAGGAUAUUUUGUUGAUGAAACCUUAUUUUAUUACCUGUAAGGAGGCCAUGGAGGCUCGGCUAUUACUACAGCUUCAAGAUCGACAACAUUUUGUGGAGAACGACGAUAUGUACUCACUACAGGAUUUGAUUGACAUCUCCAGUGGCAGACUCAGCUGUUCCCUCACAGAGGUCCACACCACGUUUGCUAAGCACAUUAAACUAGACUGUGAGCGUUGUCAGGCCAAAGGAUUUGUGUGUGAGCUGUGUAAGGAAGGAGACAUACUGUUCCCUUUUGACAGUCAUACCUCAGUCUGCCAUGACUGCUCUGCUGUCUUCCACAGAGAUUGUUACUAUGACAACUCAACAACUUGUCCGCGAUGUGCCCGAAUGACCGAACGCAAGCAGGACGAGGUGCCAGUUGUGAAAGAUGCGUAAGUCUGGAGAGGACCACCUGAAGCGACUUCAGAGUUGAACUUUGCCUCAUGGGGGCGCUCCUCGCUGAAUAAAGUCUGACAGAAGUCUAGCUUUUAGUUUUUGUCCUUGGUUGGGUUUCUGUACAUGUUUAUACUGUAGUGUCUUUAACUUCAUGUGCAGGGUACUUAGAAACCCAUCUGGAAAUUAAUAUUUUUUUUUUUACCCAACUUUUUAAUUCAUACUGAAAUUGGAUGUAUUGAACACUGUAUGUGUGAGUGAUUUGCAUUAGUGUGUGCGUCUGCUUGUAUAAAUGUAUAAAAUACAUGCUGAGAAACGCCACCUCAGCAGAUGGUGAUUAUGCAUGCAGGAGUUGUUUUAUAUUAACUAUAGCAAACCAUGACUGCAUUAACCUACACUGCCAAUUUUACUUAACUUUAAGGUUGCCAUAUACAAAGAUUGGUUUUGAAUUUCAAUGACUAUAAUUCCAGAUUCCAAAGACUAAAAUCGCCUUUCAGCUUCCAGUUGUAUGUUUUUAUUUUAUUUACAAAUCUUUGUAAACAUGUUUUUUGAAAGUUAAGUGCACUGAGCCGUCAUUUCCCAGCAUCAGUUUACGAAGUUAAUUAAGUUAGUAUGACACAACAAAGAAUGCAGUUUAACUAGUUUACGAUAAGAAACCAAUUUAAUAUGCGUCACUCACAACACUGUACAAGUCCUAAGGCGGUUCACACUGGUCCUCCACUUAUAAAACAUGCCUAUUUUCAUCUCGGUCAUAUUUCAUAUGUUUAAAGUUUCAGAAGGACUUCAGAAAAUAUGUCCAGGUCUUACAGCAAUAUUUAUUUCUAGCAUAGACUUUUGAGUUUGUUUAUUGUCAAUUCAUCAACUGGAUAAUGUAAAAAAUGAUAUUGCUGGCAAGUCUUUGACAAGAAAGGUUGUAUCUAUACAAUCAUCAACACCAUUAUUUGAAGAAAAAAAAAGAAAAUAUAUAUAUAUAGUAUUGGCAACAGAAAUGUAAUCAAAGCAUGCAUGCAUCACUUGUACAUAUUCUAGGAGAAUUGUUUAACUUAAAAAAAUAUAUUGAAGUUAACUGUGCUUUCCUUUGUUCAAAACUGUGAACUCAUUUUAGACUCGUGUGUUUGCUCUGGUUCAGUUUGGUGCAGCGUGUAACAAAUCGAUGAAUCCUCAUGAACAUUGUUGCCUCAGCUGGUCAGGUCCAAAUGUCUUAAUACACUUUGCAUCAUGUUAAUGCUUUCAGUCUUCAUGCACAUACACAUGUCCAGAGAUGUGAAGAGACACCUUUGGUAAUGAGUUGACCGUCUGAGGUAUUUACUUUAAACUAAUGAGUUUUGGCUGUCUUAUCUUUCAGCAUGAUUUCAAACUAAGGGACAUACUUGGUGUUGGUAAAAACCAUGCCCUGUUGUUAACCGUGGAGUAGUGAAUGAAUAAAGUCAUUAACUAUA